AUGCGCUAUUCACAGAAUCCAGGCACCUUGAAAACGAAACAUUGGUCAACCCUGUGGCGAAGCAACAUCUCGGACCUGGGUACCAUCCAAACCUCACAGGUGGGUUUUGUGGCCAUAGAUGCAGAGCCAUGGGGACCGAAGAGCCUCGAUGUUGCCGAGGUUGGAUUAUCUUUGAUAUUCCCCUUUGACUUGUCCAAGGUCAACCAGCCUCCAAAAACGAUGGAAGAGCUUCGAGGACAUCUCGAAAUCGAGACCUACUCGAUCAAAAUUUGCGGCAGGGAGCAGGGCAAACGAGAACGCUUCCUGGAACAAAACAGCAAAAUGGUGCAGCCAAAAGACCUCGAAAAUACGUUGGUGGAAGUCCUGAUGUCAUUUCGAGCGAAGCUGGCCGCCAUCCCCAAAGCCAAGGGGUCCCUGACAGCGCCGCCACUGGUGCUGGUCGGGUUUGAUCUUUCAUUUGAGCUUCGCUCGUUGUCUGCUUCGUACCCUAAGAUCGCGGACUGCUUCACCUCUUGGGUUGAUUUGCAAGAACUGGUCAAAGAAGCAGCCCAGCUUGACAAGGCUCCGAGUUUGCGCGACUCACUGACGGCUCUUGGUUUCGGAAGUGUCAGUACCGAUGUAGGCUCCGUGUGGAAGAAACACAGCGCAGGCAAGGAUACCGUGCGCAUUGCCGCAGUACUCGCGAGUCUGUCAUUGCGAGGUGCUGAGCAAGAGGUGCUGCCCAUGACGUUUACAUGGCGUCGGAAAUGGUCCCCUGCUAAGCAGCAUAUGCAGUACAGGGGCACCGGGAAGCUGUUUAAAAACGGACCACCCCAGCCGACCGAGUUAUUUCCCUUUACCGCCAAACUCACCUUGUGCGGCGGUCGUCCAUCAUCGCUGUCUGGCAAAGUGGAAGCAAGCGAUAUUAUGAAGCUAUUCGCAGGACACAACCCGACGGCUGUCGGAAGCUGUUGCCAUGACGGUUCCAUAACCGCCUUUGUGACUAUGCCGAGCUUUGAUGCGCUGGAGCAGUUCGUGGCCAACAUGGAUGGUGCGCUGUGCGAGGUGUACGGAGGAGCCUGGAACGUCGAGUCCAUUUUUGAUCCGACGGUGACACACGCGCGAACGGCAGAAGAGCUCGAAGAAUUCAACAAGGAGAAUUUACAGGCAACGAUAGCCGCCAAAAAAGAGCAGAGACGGCAAAAGAGGCUGGAGCAAGGGCUUGAAAGUGCUCUGUUGUGA
Molecule: messenger RNA, 1221 nt
Organism: Cordyceps militaris CM01
Lineage: Eukaryota; Fungi; Ascomycota; Sordariomycetes; Hypocreales; Cordycipitaceae
Exons: 1
Coding region: 1-1221 (406 amino acids)
Source: RefSeq, a predicted model, not a curated record